AUGUCCGAGAUCAGAGCGUGCUUUCCUGAUCGCCCUCAAUUUUUGGGGUUCAUGAAGCCCUGUCGGGUGGAAGGAGAUGUAUCCCAAUUGGAAGUGUACGCUGAAAUCCCCAAGGAGAUCGAUGGAGUCUUCUAUCGGGUAAUGCCCGAUCCUCAACUGCCUCCCUUCAUCGAAGAUGAUCCCUGGUUCAACGGGGACGGAAAUGUCGCCGCCUUCCGCAUCCACGACGGCCGAGCAUCCUUCCGGCAACGGUACGUGCGGACGGAGAAGUUCGUGCGAGAGCGCGAGGCUCAACGGGCACUGCUCGGCAAAUACCGAAAUAAGUUUACCGAUGCAGUGGAGUUCAAAGUCCGCAGCACCGCCAACACCAAUGUGGUCUUCUUCAACGGGCAGCUGCUGGCACUAAAGGGGGAUUCUCCCCCUUACGCCAUGGAUCCCGUCACGCUGGAGACCAAGGGGCUCUAUGACUUUGAGGGCCAGCUGCCCAGUCUCACCUUCACCGCGCAUCCAAAGUUUGAUCCGGUCACGGGCGAGAUGGUCUGUUUCGGAUAUGAAGCGCGGGGGGAUGGGACACCCGACGUGUGCUACUACAGAGUCUCGCCCACCGGCCAAUUCAUGGAGGUGGUCUGGCUGGUCGCGCCGGUGGUGGCGAUGAUCCAUGACUUUGCCGUGACGGAUAACUGGGUCGUCUUCCCGAUCAUACCUCAAGUGUGUGACAUUGAACGCAUGAAACAAGGAGGAGACCACUGGCAAUGGAGCCCCGAGACCCCGUUCUACUUGGGGGUCAUGCCACGACGGGGCGCCAAAGCCGAAGAUGCCAAGUGGUUCCAAUAUAAGAAUUCCUUCCCGGGCCACACGGCCAACGCCUACGAGGAUGAAAACGGCCAUCUGGUGAUCGACCUGGGCUUAAGUGAGACAAACGUGUUCUUCUGGUGGCCCGAUGCCCAGGGAAGCGCACCCGAGUCCAGCUUGAUUCGCUCCCAGCUGGUCCGAUUCACCCUCGAUCCCCAGACUGAGGAUCUCGCCCUUCCCGAACCUAAAAUGCUGCACCAGGGCAACUCAGAGUUCUACCGGAUCGAUGACCGGUUCGCCACCCAUCCCUAUCGCCACUGCUGCUUCGAUCUGAUGGACCCGCAGCUGGGUACCGAUUUCGAACGGAUUGGACCCAAGCUCGGGGGUGGUUACCCCUUGUAUAAUGCCUUGGUCCACUUCGACAACGCCACGGGGCAAACAGAGGUCUACUUCCCCGGAAAUACCCAUCUGGUCCAAGAGCCGGUCUUUAUCCCCCGGAAGGACUUGACCACGGAGGGAGAUGGGUAUAUUCUGGCGCUGGUCAAUAACUAUGAGACUAUGGCUAGUGAGCUCCAUCUUCUGGACACGCGAGACUUCACUCACGCGCAGGCCAAGUUCCUGCUUCCGGUCCGCUUGCGCCAGGGUCUACAUGGAAGCUGGGUGGAUGGGAGAGAUGUCAGGCCACAGACAGAGUAA
Molecule: messenger RNA, 1488 nt
Organism: Aspergillus viridinutans
Lineage: Eukaryota; Fungi; Ascomycota; Eurotiomycetes; Eurotiales; Aspergillaceae
Product: carotenoid oxygenase family protein
Exons: 5
Coding region: 1-1488 (495 amino acids)
Biological process (GO): carotene catabolic process
Molecular function (GO): carotenoid dioxygenase activity
Source: RefSeq, a predicted model, not a curated record